AUUACUUCAUCGAGCAGUUACUGAAACAACAUGUCAAGUAUACUCUUAAUUCUAUCUUUAUACCUGGUAGCAGUAUCAGCAUUACCUAAAAAACUUCAAUGUAUACAAACUAAGGGAGAAAAAACUGGAGAAAACUGUUGCAUUAGAAAGAACGAAUGUGGAUGUGGAGUAUUUAAUUGUGGUACACCAAGAAGACAAGGAAAUGAUUUUGGGUCACACAGCGAAAGUUAUGCAAAAUCUCAAGACGAACACUCAGAAGACAAAGAGGAAAACCAAGAAGAAGAUCUAUACGAUCUGUGGGAUCCUGCACUUUUCGAAACUGGGCUUGAAGAAUGACUAAAGCGUCGAGGACGUCCAGAAUAUAAUAUGUGUUUACAACCUCUUGUUAUAAUUAAUCAUUUGGCCGAUUAGAUAUCUAAUGAGCACUUUGAUAUUCAAUUUUCUUUGCCUCGUUUUUGUACAUAGCUUUUAAAAUUUUAUAACAGGUACACAUAUUAGAAAUCAAUAGCAAAAAGGUAUUCUUUUCUUUCAUGUUAAAAAUUCUAAAUGCUUUGAAAGACCGCUUUUUUUAUGGUGACAAGGAUAAAAAUCACAAUAUCUUGCUAACGAUGUUGUGGUAAAUGAGAGAACGAUAAGUGAAUUUAUAAAACUAUAAUUAUAUCGUGCAUUAGCUACGCACAUGGCAUCAUAUUCUAUCAUUUCCAUUAACAACCUAAUUAUGCAUAACAAAUUUUAGAUAACUCCCAACAACUAGACCAAAAUUGCGAAUCGUUAAUCAAACACAAGACUUUCUACUCCAAGUUAAAAGCUAGGAAAACAAUAAUAUGACAAACAACUGAUAAAAUAGCACUCAACUGAUAAGAUUAACUGACUCUAUAGGGAUUUGGAAAGCUGAUAAACUUUCAGCUACCAUUUCGCUUACGAAAUUCGCUUAGGAAUAUAGAAAGCGGAUUAAUGCGAUUAACGAUAAAACGAUUGACAAACUCAACAGUCUUGGCAGCCCGCCAAGUGUUAAUAACAAACUUACGGCAGAGUGAAACGUAAGAGCAAGAGUUGAUGGUGCGUUACUUUUACAACAGAAAACGGUUUCUUUUUAUUCUUCUCACUUUCAACAAGAUAUGAGCAUUCAAUUUUUCACAAAGAGUAAGUUUUAUCUUAUAAAACUUGAUAUAGAACUUAUUUUCAAAGGUCAGUUUAAUCAUUGUUAAACAUGAAGAUACUUGCAUUGGUAUUGUUUAUAUCUUUAUACUGUGCACUGGGUAUUUGGUAAAGUAUAAUGUAUACAAAGAACCUUUAAUUUCCGUAAUUCGAUAUACAUUAUACAAUAAUACAUGAUUUUACAAUUAUCCUUCUUUUUAUCUGUUUAAUGGUAGUUUGAAUGACGAAUUAAAUUCAACGAUUGAGAAGAUAUUCAAUCUGUUCUUACUUUUAAAUUAAGAUACGACGCCAUCUAUUGCUUUUUUUUAAGUAAUGUCCUUUGACACUCGGAAUUAUCUAGGGUAUUUUGCUAUUAAACGAAUUUGUAUAUUAAUUUUUUGUAGAGAGAAAAGUAUCCUUUCUGAAGUUAAAUGUACUUAAACGUUUUGUAUAAGUACUAAUACAAUUGAACUUACCGAAAAGGGAGAGUAGAGAGAAUGUGGCAGAACAUUACCAAAAGGAUGCUGAUGAAAAUGUGGAAAAUAAGUAGCAAGUUGCUGCUCCUGUAGAGCUAAGAAUCGAGAAUUUAAUUCCUGUUGAAGAAAAUCGACUCCUUGAGAAGACUUUUGCCUAUCCGAUACAGACAGCAUGCUGCCUCGACUUAGACUGGAAUUCGUAGAGAAAAUGGUGGUAACUAUUCGUUAGUCAUCAACCAAUCAGCGUCGUUCUUUUGUUACACGUCCACUCACUUAGAGGUGCUAGAUAUUGGCGGCUCGCGGCGAAACUAUCGAUAAGGGGGCGCCGGUUGAUCGAGCCCUAACGUAAGUUAUGUAAUUUACGUCGUUUACGGCUGCAGUACGAGAUUUAUACAUCAGUCGCUGGGGAAAUCAGACGCGUCUCUAAAUCAAUUUAACAGCCUAUUGGUGCAAAUGGCAGCAGUCACGCUUUUUUUCCUUCUCCGAAAUUUGACGUCUUAGGUUACGUACUAAGUAACAAAUAACUGAAUUAUGCAAGUGUUUACAAUGGAGCAGAAGUCUUUGGGGCUAUCCUAAAGAAUUUACAGUUAGCUGUAGCAGAAUAACAGCAAGGCAUAGAAUAUCCAGAAAUGAUUGUUUAUAUUUUAUAGUGCAU
Messenger RNA from Dimorphilus gyrociliatus, 2268 nucleotides. NCBI's taxonomy places the organism in Eukaryota, Metazoa, Annelida, Polychaeta, Dinophilidae. The record is from the annotation of a GenBank genome assembly.